GACUCUUCAUAACCAGCGAAGAUGGAUGCGCCGAUGGAUGACGCGGCCAUGGAGCAGUAUGCUGAUGUACGAUCCUUAUUGAUAAUCCACUUGAAGAGCUGUGAAUUCUACUCACAACGAAGGUUGAAUUUGCUCACACUGCCUCGUAACCGUGCCAACAGUGGCUCGACAAUUUGGAGAAGACGGAUCCGGAAAGCUAUAACCAGUUCAUCGCUACAAUGCAGAGCCAGAUGCAAGCUGCUGGACUGGGACCGGAAGGCUCUGCUGGUGCACCACAAAGUGACGCAGACGCAGCACUGUUCGACAUGCUCAAGAGCUCGGCAGGUGCUCGGGGAGGAGCUGCGGACGCCAAUUCGACAGAUUUUAAACCUCGGUUUCCUGGUGACAAGGUCAUGGGGGAGGACGGCUUGAAAGCCACUCCCGAGGGGAUGUAUAUCGAUGUAAAACCUGGUUUCGUGAUGAAGAUGACCGACGUCAAGAGCAAGAAGAAGGUUUUUGUAAAUGUAGUAUAUGCCGAUGAAAUUCAAGCGUUCUCAGAGAAGAAGAAGCUAGACGACGAGGGAAAGGAGCAAGAAGGAAUUCACGUACCACUUAGUCUAGGUGCGCCACAUGAGGUGAAGGAUAAGAAAGGAGUGAGCUCGCUGGCUUUUGACGUGGCGGUGAAUACAAAGGUGGUGGAAGACUGCCAAGUUGACAAAACAGGAGCCUUCCGCAACUUUGUGUGUGAGCUCGCCAUCGAGUACAUCGACCAGAAGUACAAAAUCAAGCUCGAUGAUCGCUACAAACUGCCGCGGCUGACAUAUCGUGGAGAACUACCGCCGCCGAAGCACUACAUUCGCAAAACGCAAGCUCCAAUCAUCCAAGAAGUUGCUGCGAACAAAGCAACUGUGCUAAAGAAAACUGGGAAGGCAAAAUCUGCUGCAAAGAAAACAGUAACCGCAUCGAACGCACCUAAGACAGCUACAGCGAAGUAUGAUAUGUUUGAGGAGCGCAACGACAGCCGUAAGGUUUGCUCGAGGCUGCCUUCUGUGUCGAAGGACAGUACACCACUGUCGCCUGAGGUACUGGAGCAAGCAGGGGAUCGGUUAGUCGUCUCCAUUCAGUUUCAAAACAAGAUUAAAGCAGCAAGUGACAUCGGGCUGGAAUUGCAUGCUGAGCUAUUGAGCGUCAAGGCCGCUACUCACCAUGAUUUGGAUAUCUUUCUUCCGUAUCCCGUAGAUUUAGACUCUUCUAAACUUUGCUUGGAUCAGAGUCGCAACACGAUGGAGAUAGCAUUCCGAAUCGAUAAGUCGUGGAAUAAUGUUGGACCCGACUGCGGCUCAGCUCCAUGGCUACUAGCUCGAGCGCUGAACGAAGAAAAUGAGGCUCAAGGUGGCGAUAAAGAGGGAAGAACAACGGCUACAUCUAGAAAACCCAAGUCACUAGUGGAGAUGUUCCAUCUUGCCAAUGCAGCGGAGUCCAAUGACAGAUCACUUGGUAGUGGACUUACAUCGAAAACUACUCCUCGCUGGGACCCUGUACUAGAAGACGAAGAACUACCAGAGGACAGAUUUCACCGGAAGGAUAUGAUGUCCAUGCACAUCUUGGAACAGCGACGAAUUGAACGUGAACAAAAAGCGAAGGAAGCCGAGACCAAGCGGAAGCAGAGACGUGCUGAGGUAGAGGAAAUGCAAAAGAAAGCGACAGAGGCUGGGAAAACAUGGCGUGAAAUGUAUCCGAGCGAGCCGGAGACGACCUAUAUCGAUAUGGAAGACAUUGUUCGGCAGGAAAAAGAGCGACUCGAUCGGCAUCAGGAACAGCAAAAAGAAGAGGAAGAUCCAACCAGAGAGUGUAUGCCCACAGAGGACGCAGUGCGAUUGGCUGCGAAAUGGUCCGAGAACAACGAGAACAGCAACCUCGACCUGCAGUCUGCAUUGGCUUUUGAUCUGCUCUAACUCAUCUAAAAUGUAGAUUCUAGAUCAAGAAUUUAGAUUGCCAACACC
Messenger RNA from Phytophthora nicotianae INRA-310, 1982 nucleotides. RefSeq lists its product as hypothetical. Gene Ontology annotation, cellular component: cytoplasm. The coding region runs from base 219 to 1934 and encodes 571 amino acids. NCBI's taxonomy places the organism in Eukaryota, Oomycota, Peronosporomycetes, Peronosporales, Peronosporaceae. The record is from RefSeq and is a predicted model, not a curated record. The transcript has 7 exons.